CUUGAAAAACGGAUAAGAAAAUCAGCAAAACUGCGGCAGACUACUCUGAUUUGCUGAAUAAAAAAUUCUGAGCUCCGGCGGCCGCCGUCGCAUGGACAAAGAUCCGUAUUAGUAGCAGCUAUGGCAAAUGUCUCACUCACCUCAGCCGCCACUCAUAAUUGCUGGACCUUCAAUCCUAUCCACACAUUCCCUAUUUCUAGGGCUGCUUUCCCCAAUUCCUCUGCAUUCCGAUUUUCUCAGCCUCGAAGAGCCACAAUUAUCAUGUCUACCUCAAGCAAAAGCACUGUUCUUGUCACCGGUGCCGGCGGUCGAACUGGGCAAAUUGUUUACAAGAAACUAAAGGAGAGGGUGGAUCAGUAUACUGCAAGGGGUUUGGUACGAACACCGGAGAGCAAGGAGAGCAUCGGUGGUGAAGACGAUGUUUACGUUGGGGAUGUAAGAGAUGCUGAUAGCAUUGUUCCAGCUAUUCAGGGGAUUGAUGCUCUUAUAAUUCUCACUAGUGCUGUGCCGAAGAUAAAACCUGGCUUCGACUUCUCUCAAGGUGGAAGGCCAGAAUUCUAUUUUGAAGAAGGAACAUUUCCCCAACAGGUUGAUUGGAUUGGGCAAAAGAACCAAAUAGAUGCUGCUAUAGCUGCUGGAGUGAAGCAGAUUGUUUUAGUUGGAUCAAUGGGAGGAACAAAUCCAAAUCACCCUCUAAAUAGCCUGGGAAACGGAAAUAUCUUGGUUUGGAAGAGAAAGGCCGAACAAUAUCUGGCUGACUCGGGAAUACCAUACACCAUAAUUCGGGCUGGAGGUCUGCAAGAUAAAGAUGGCGGUAUAAGAGAGCUGCUGAUUGGAAAAGACGAUGAACUUCUUGAGACAGAAACAAAGACAAUCGCAAGGGCUGAUGUUGCAGAAACCUGUAUUCAGGCACUAAGCUUUGAGGAGGCAAAAUUCAAAGCUUUUGAUCUCGCUUCUAAGCCUGAGGGAUCCGGUACACCAACCAAGGAUUUUAGGGCUCUAUUUUCUCAAGCCACUUCUCGUUUCUGAUUAAACAUCGUCUGUUUUCGUACAAGAGUCAUUUCUUUCACCAUGACCGAUUAAUUCUUCUUAGUCUUUUCAUUCGCAAUAAGAGGUUUCACAGAUGAGAGGUAUUAUUCCCAGAUAUUCAGCAAUUCUUCUGCACUGCUGCUAGCACAUGUAAAUUAUGUGUAACCUUCUAUGAUCAUAACCUGGAUAUUAUAGUGUGAA
Molecule: messenger RNA, 1230 nt
Organism: Salvia hispanica
Lineage: Eukaryota; Viridiplantae; Streptophyta; Magnoliopsida; Lamiales; Lamiaceae
Cellular component (GO): chloroplast
Molecular function (GO): oxidoreductase activity
Source: RefSeq, a predicted model, not a curated record